Molecule: messenger RNA, 1533 nt
Organism: Micropterus salmoides (largemouth bass)
Lineage: Eukaryota; Metazoa; Chordata; Actinopteri; Centrarchiformes; Centrarchidae
Gene: prune1
Product: prune exopolyphosphatase
Exons: 9
Coding region: 204-1469 (421 amino acids)
Cellular component (GO): cytoplasm
Molecular function (GO): exopolyphosphatase activity
Source: RefSeq, a predicted model, not a curated record
AAGGCAUCCUGACCUUUUACCGCCACACCGACGGUCGGUCACCGGGACCGUCAUGUGUUCACGGCAGCGCGUGUGAGUCUCAGCCCCGCUGCUCAGUGAGUCGGCUGUCACAGAUUACCGGACCCGUUAACCGGUUAGAGGAGGUGCUAGCAGGUUAGCUAGCGGUCCGAGCGGCGGAGUUAGCAUCUAGCAGCUAACAGAAGAUGGAGGAGUUUCUGUCGGGCUGCCGACGGGCCGUGAAGGUGAACGCAGACCAGGCGGGUCCAGGGUUCCACGUGGUUCUGGGGAACGAAGCCUGCGACGUGGACUCCAUGGUGUGUGCGCUGACCUACGCCUACUUCCUGUCCAAGACUGCACAGGGUGAGAUGCUCGCUCUCCCUCUGCUGAACAUCCGUCAGUCAGAGCUGCUGCUGCGUUCGGAUAACGUCUUCCUGCUGCGGCAGGUCGCUUUGUCUCCAGAUCUUCUGCUGUUCAGGGACCAGCUGGACCUGCGAGCGCUGCAGCGAGCCGGCCGCCUGCGGCUGACGCUGGUCGACCACAACAUCCUGCCCAGUUCAGACAGCGACCUGGAGGGGGCGGUGGUGGAAGUGAUCGACCAUCACCUGCUGGAGAGAGAGCCCUCCUCCUCCUGUACUGUUACCGUGGAGACGGUCGGAUCCUGCGCCACUUUGGUGACCGAACGCAUCAUCCAGAAAGCUCCGGAAAUCCUGGACCAGCAGGUCGCUCAGCUGCUCUACGCGGCGGUGGUGUUGGACUGCGUGAACAUGGCGCCCUCUGCAGGCAAAGUGACUCCUAAAGACAGCCAGUUCGCUGCAGCGUUGGAGAUCCGCUUCCCCUCCCUGCCACCGAGGGGCGCUCUCUUCCAGACGCUGCACAACGCCAAGUUUGACGUCUCAGGUCUGAACACAGAACAGAUGUUGUUGAAGGACAUGAAAGCUGCUUCAGGAAGUUUGAAUCUGGCUGUCUCUGUUCUCUACAUCAAACUGGAGGACUUCCUGCAGAGGGUGGAGUUGGAGGCGGAGCUCUCUGAUUUCUGUCUGAAGUUCGGCUUCGACCUGCUGCUGCUGAUGACCAUCUCCUUCACUGAGAGCAAAGAGCCAAUGAGAGAGCUCGCCGUGUUCAGCCACAGCGCCACCUGCAGGGAAGAGAUGAGCCUCUACCUGGAACAGGCCCGUAACCCCGCCCUCAACCUCUGUCCAAUCAGCAGCCCCCAUGCUCACAUCACAGCCUAUCAGCAAGGAAACAGUCUGGCGUCCCGUAAGAAGCUCCUCCCCAUCGUUAAGGACUUCCUGAAGGGGCAGGACGGAGAUGGUCGCCCGGGAGACGUGGAGGAGGACGAGUCUCGGGUGCCUCCGACCCCGAUGAACAGCCUGGUGGAGGGCUGUCCGCUGGACGCCGGCCUGCCGCACAUCAGCGCUCAGGACCUGGAGGAGAAGUUCAGCAAGAUGGCGGAUAGGCGAGGGAACUGACCUCUGACCUCCGCAGACGUUCACCUUUAAACACGUUCAAAUAAAAGUUGCAGCUUCACGCCUG